Messenger RNA from Yamadazyma jaroonii, 669 nucleotides. The record is from the annotation of a GenBank genome assembly. NCBI's taxonomy places the organism in Eukaryota, Fungi, Ascomycota, Pichiomycetes, Serinales, Debaryomycetaceae.
AUGUUCAAAUCGGUGAACAGAUUAAUAUCGACUCGUGGGAUAAGUUCCUCGAGUAUACUUCGUUCUAAUAUUGGGAAACAGCCAAUAAGAAUAGGUUCCGACGUAGAAUGUUAUACUGAAAAAGUUCCCUUCGAAUUUUGUAAGUCUUUUACUAAACGUAAAGAUACAAUCUUAUUAGACCAACAAGUAGUUGUCAAAGGACCAAAAGGAGUAUUAAAAUUACAAUUACCAAGCUUUGUUAAUAUUGCUCAAGAUGGAAGUAAUAUCAAUGUAACAGUGGAAGAUCCUGAAGAUAAACUUCAAAGAUCAAUGUGGGGAACGUCAAGAGGUUUAAUUAAUAAUAGUGUUAUUGGAACUACUGAUGGUCAUUUAGCUAUUGUUAGAUUUGUUGGUACUGGUUUCAGAGCUAUUUUAGGUGAUGACAAAAAUGGAAAACCAAUAGUAUCAUUAAAAAUUGGAUUCCCUUAUACUCCAAGUUUAAGAAUACCUGAAGGUUUAACUGUUACUUCCCCAAAUCCAGCCAGAUUAUUGAUUGAAGGUAUGGAUAAACAACAAGUUAAAUUAUUCGCUGCCAGAAUUAGAGAAUUCAAGAAACCUGAACCUUACAAAGGUAAAGGAAUAUUUGUUAAUGAUGAAACCAUCAAAUUAAAGGAGAAGAAGAUUAAAUAG